UUUAGAUCUUGUCUUCCUCCCCCCUCUCCCUUUCAUCUUCUACAACAUGCGUCCUUCGACCAGGUCCCACAGGAGUUCAUCUCCGCGUCGCAAAGCUCUCCAUCCAUACCAGCGCCCGUUACCUUCAGCUCCUGCAGCACAACCAUCAGCCUCGGAUACGAAGCAGAAGAGUUUGAACAAGCAAGAUAAGCGUCACGUAUCUGAUACUUCUGUUCAACUCCCCGCAACAGAAACAAGCUCUCCGCAAGGAUGUGGGAAAAGGAAGAAGAAGAAUAAGAGAAAGAAGAACAGAAAUUCCCGUGCCAUGCAGUCAGAUGCUAUAAAAAGUUCCUAUGCGCCACCCACCAGUCCCUUCAGUCCUUCAAAACCUCUUCAGACCAAAUGUGGCACACAAAUCACCCCUAUAAUAUCUCAGUCAGAGGUAUCAGAGGUCGCUUUUUUACCCCCCAAGCAGAACACACACCUUGCAUCUUCGCAACCAUCGUCGAAUGCCGGGCCUGUCAGUGACAAGGUCCGUGCGAUCAACCUCGAUCGCGACAUUGUCCGUCUCCGUGAAGAAGCGCAAAAGCGUGAGGCUAUGCAUUUAGAGCUUUCCAAGGCGCAUGAAGAAGCUGAAAGGUUGAGAGGAAAAGUCAAGAAUCUUACAGAACGCGAAGAUGAACUGAAGGCAAGGGUGGAAGAAUUGCAAAGAACUGUCGAAGCCAACAACAAAAAGACGGAGAUUUUGGAUACAGCUAUGCAACAACAUAACAGUACCAAGAAAGAUUUGACGGAAGCUCUUACCUGUACGGUAUGCUUCGAAAUAUUAAAAGAUCCUUACAUGCUCUCAUGCGGGCACAUGGCUUGCAAAUCCUGCUUGUUCAGUUGGUUCCGCUCGCCUGGGGCUUAUCGACGCCCGCCUACCACAAUAACCUCCACGUCUAAUCUCUCUUAUUACACCAAGAUUUGCCACAUGUGCCGUUGUAUCAUUGUGCGCCGCCCCACCCGCGUAUUCUUUUUGCGCAGCAUCCUUGAACCCCUUGGUUUACAUCAAGACAAUCCCUCACCUCUCCUGGCCUCGCAUCCCUCUGAAUCGCCUUCGUCCACCGCUUCCGAUCCUUGGAAAUUCAUAUUCCCGCCUGAUCCAACAACCUACAAAUUGCAUGAUGAUGUUGACCAAUGUUUACGUUGCCCUGAAUGUAUGGGAGAGAUUGAAGAUGGGAACUGUUCUACGUGCGGCAAUAAUUUUAGCAGUGACAGCGAAAUGGAAGGUCAAAGUAACGAAGAAUUUGACGACUUCUACGAAGAAGACUUUCUGUACGAUGAAGAAGAUGAAAAUAGCGGAGGAUUCUUUGGACAACGCUUUUUUGAUUUCCAUCCUCAUCUGGCGACUAUCUACAGUCAGCGUCACGCACUUGGCCAUGAUUCUGGCGAUGAUCAAUCCAACUCAGGCUCUGAUCCAAGUUCCCAGGAGGACGGACCGCCUGAUCAUGUUGAUGGUGGUAAUAUAUCUGUGGAUACGGACGCCAUCACGGAUUCGGAGGGAUACGAAGAUUCUUUCAUAGACGAUGAGGAAGAGGGGAGUUGGUCUGGAGACAACAGCGGAGAUAGUGACGUGAUACCUUUAGGGGACGAAGAUAGACCCACGAGAGGAGGUCCUCCACCUAGGGUGAGAAGCGUUACGAGUGAGAAUGAAGAUGAGAGUGAUCAGCCUGUUUUUACGGGUAGAACGCGGCGCAUGGCUGGCAGGGUUGUGUCGGAUAGUGAAUAGAAACUCAUUGAUCUCUGGCGCUGGAUGGCUAUGAUUAUCCCAGAAUUCACCAUGUGCCGUCGUAGGCUGCAUUGAUUUAUGUUAUACUCUCUAGCUCUUUCUGCGAUUCUGGGCUACGAUCUCCACCCGGUUGGCCAGUGGCCGGCUGCUGCGGGCUCGGGUUGUGGCCGGAGUCGCGUCAUGACAUCUC
This is a messenger RNA of Cryptococcus deneoformans JEC21, 1940 nucleotides long. Its product is annotated as expressed protein. The record is from RefSeq and is a predicted model, not a curated record. Gene Ontology annotation, cellular component: nucleoplasm; chromatin. The transcript has 5 exons. Gene Ontology annotation, biological process: positive regulation of DNA-templated transcription. NCBI's taxonomy places the organism in Eukaryota, Fungi, Basidiomycota, Tremellomycetes, Tremellales, Cryptococcaceae. Bases 47 to 1750 code for a protein of 567 amino acids. Gene Ontology annotation, molecular function: ubiquitin-protein transferase activity.